AUUGAUUAUGUGAAUUGUAUUGAUCAAGUAAAUUGAGCAGCGUUCACAUUUACAGACGGCUGUAGAAUGAAGCGGUUUUUGUUAAAAUAAGAUCAAAACAACAGUAGUUUGUUAGAACUGGUCGUGUAAUACAGUUAAAGGUCAUAAAACAUUGAAUAUUUCGUAUUUUGACGCUUGAAAUUACUGCAGGACAGUGUUUCAAAGAUGGGUUGUACGUUGAGUGCUGAAGAUAAAGCUGCCGUCGAACGAAGCAAAAUGAUCGACAAAAAUCUUCGUGCAGAUGGCGAAAAAGCUGCUAGAGAAGUAAAACUUUUAUUACUAGGUGCUGGUGAAUCUGGCAAGAGUACCAUUGUGAAGCAAAUGAAAAUUAUUCAUGAGAGUGGCUAUUCACAAGAUGAAUGUCUUCAAUACAAGCAAGUGGUGUAUAGCAAUACCAUCCAAUCCAUGAUUGCUAUAAUCAGAGCAAUGGGGACAUUGAAAAUAGAAUUUGCACAGCCAGGACAUGCUGAUGAUGCAAGAAAUCUUUUUGCCAUGUCUGGAGGAAUGGAUGAUGUUGAUUUUAGUGACCAGUUGGUGUCAUUGAUGAAACGAUUGUGGAAUGAUUCUGGUGUCCAAGCAUGUUUUGGAAGAUCAAGAGAAUAUCAAUUGAAUGACUCAGCUGCAUACUACCUUAAUUCGUUGGAUCGCCUGGCAUCAAAGGACUACAUACCAACUGAACAAGAUGUGUUAAGAACAAGAGUUAAAACAACAGGAAUAGUUGAGACUCAUUUCACCUUUAAAGAUCUCCAUUUCAAAAUGUUUGAUGUUGGUGGUCAAAGAUCAGAAAGGAAAAAAUGGAUACAUUGUUUUGAAGGAGUUACUGCUAUCAUUUUUUGUGUUGCUUUGAGUGCCUACGAUCUUAUGUUGGCAGAAGAUGAUGAAAUGAAUCGUAUGAUGGAGAGCAUGAAACUGUUUGAUUCUAUUUGCAACAACAAGUGGUUUACAGAAACCUCCAUCAUCCUAUUUCUAAACAAGAAGGAUUUGUUUUCUGAAAAAAUAACAAAAUCUCCUCUAUCCAUUUGCUUUCCUGAAUACACAGGUUCGAACACUUACGAAGAGGCCGCUGCGUAUAUUCAAUUGCAAUUUGAAAAUCUGAACAAGAGAAAGGACACGAAAGAGAUAUAUACGCAUUUUACAUGUGCUACAGAUACUAACAACAUUCAGUUUGUCUUUGAUGCUGUUACUGAUGUCAUCAUUAAGAAUAAUCUUAAGGAUUGUGGACUCUUCUAGUCAUGGCAUGUUAUUUGAGAGCUAUUAAAAGAAAAGAUAUCUCGCUAUUGAAGCAAUGCUAACCACAAUCAAUAUGACAACUCGUGGCAAUUAUUGAAUUGACUGAACCUUUGACAUCUGUAUUUUAACACGUCUUCAUACAUUUUGCAAUAGUACAUACAAAUGAAAUGUUAUAAGUUGGUCUAUAUGUUAUAGGUAAUAGAUAUGUUAGGAAAACUUGUAUUAUUACUAAAUUUAGAAUUUCUAUAUAGCAUGUAAUCAAUUAUAUGCAAGCUAGGGCAAGGAUCUUCAUAAAAACUUUAAUGAAACCAUCAGCAAACGUUGCUUAAACUUUGCUAUAGUUAUUCAUACACCUUCAACGCUUUCAACGCUUGUUCAAAUUUUCCCGAUCUAUCAAGAAUCUUUGAAAAACGAAUAUCAAAAAGCAUAUCUUAUCAGAAACGAAUUAAAAAAAUUAGAAAUGACAGAUUAUUGUUGGCAAAAUAUUACAAAAGUCAGUGUGUAGAUAUAUUCAAGUUACGUACAAAGGUUCAAUGAAAAUAUUUCUCUUAAUCGUACUAUCUGUUGAACUGUUGUUUGUGUGGGUAAUUCUUACUAUUGCUUUUAUUUAAUAAAUCAUACAUCAUACAAUAGGAUGUAAAAUGUUAAUUGGAUGAAAUAAAGAUCGUGUACAUCGUUAAA
Molecule: messenger RNA, 1950 nt
Organism: Xenia sp. Carnegie-2017
Lineage: Eukaryota; Metazoa; Cnidaria; Anthozoa; Malacalcyonacea; Xeniidae
Product: guanine nucleotide-binding protein G(i) subunit alpha
Exons: 9
Coding region: 205-1269 (354 amino acids)
Biological process (GO): adenylate cyclase-modulating G protein-coupled receptor signaling pathway
Cellular component (GO): heterotrimeric G-protein complex
Molecular function (GO): GTPase activity; GTP binding; G-protein beta/gamma-subunit complex binding
Source: RefSeq, a predicted model, not a curated record